CUGUAGAACUCAACUAAUCCAAGUGAUUCAAACAAUCUAAUUAUUUUCAACAAUGGUUAAGGAUUCAGUAGCUUUGGUGACAGGAGGUGCUAGUGGAAUUGGCUUAGCAACAGUUGAACAAUUAUUAGAAAACAAUGCAAGAGAAGUUUACAUUGUUGACAUAAAUCAAGAAAAUGGCGAGAAUGCACUCAAAACUUUAGGAAAGAAAUAUGGAAAUGAUCGAGUUAAAUUUUUAAAAUUGGAUGUAACAAACUUGGAAGAUUUUCGAAAUAUAUUUGAAAAAAUUAUCAAAGAGAGUGGACGAGUGGAUAUACUCAUUAAUAAUGCAGGAGUUCUUGUUGGCGACAAAGUAUUGGAUAUUAAUAUUGGUGGAGUUCUUAAUGGAUUAAAAUUAGCAAUGAUUUUUAUGAAAAAAGGAUCAAAAAUAAUUAAUACUGCUUCCAAGGCAGGAUUAAGAGGCCAAGGACAAUGUGCUGAAUAUAUAGCAUCCAAGCACGCAGUAGUUGGAUUAACCAAAGCAUUUUCGGCUAGUUACUGGUACGAUAAAACACAAAUUUCCGUAAUGGCGAUAUGCCCAGGUAUGACAGAAUCUCCAUUAGUCCAUACUAUUCCCAACACAGAAGCCAACCAAGAUUUAAUUAAAUUCUUCAACAUUUUAAGAAAAACCGCACAACUAACUGAAAGUGUAGCCAAAAGCAUGGUCACAAUAUUAAAAGUUGGUAAAAAUGGUUCAUUUUGGAUUUCAGAGGAUAAUAAACUAUUUGAAAUCGAAUUUCCAGUUUAUACAGAUUUAAUUAAAAGGGAAGUACCAUUUUUCUAACGCCGAAUUUAGCUGAACCCUAAAAGGUUUAAAAUAUAUUAAUAAGUUUAACAUUAUAGUUAUAGUAAAUUAAGAAAAUACUAUUAAGAAGAUAUCG
Molecule: messenger RNA, 917 nt
Organism: Chrysoperla carnea
Lineage: Eukaryota; Metazoa; Arthropoda; Insecta; Neuroptera; Chrysopidae
Product: 15-hydroxyprostaglandin dehydrogenase [NAD(+)]-like
Exons: 6
Coding region: 53-820 (255 amino acids)
Cellular component (GO): cytoplasm
Molecular function (GO): oxidoreductase activity, acting on the CH-OH group of donors, NAD or NADP as acceptor
Source: RefSeq, a predicted model, not a curated record